UUAGGUAUCACGGCAGCAUCUCCCAAGAUGGCUUCUUCAAAUGUGCCCAUGCUCGGGGGACGUGGCCGCGUUGUCCUCCGACCUCCUGGCACAGGCAAAUUGUUCCCCGUUGGCAGUACAGAUGGCAUUAGAGGCUACGGGAACUCGACCCCAUCAAGGCGACGACUCCAGAGAGACCCGUCUGAAUCCCCUCAACGUUCAAAUGCUGUCGAAGAACCUCCAUAACCAGAUCUUUCGAGGACUGGAACCCAAAUUUAAAGAGGAGAAUGUGGAGCGCAGCAUCCAACAUUUGCAAAAACAUGAACUCUGGGGAAAAGAAGCCUCUCUGUUGCCUGAUGUAGAAUUGAAACUCCCUCAGAUGUAUGGAAAGAAUAUUGAUGAACAUUUUCGCAUCCUAGCCCAGAAUCAGAGUCUUCCUUACCUGGAAGCUGCCGUGAAGCUGCAGAAGGCCAAACUACCUCCAAUGCCACAGGAAUGGCGGUGGGAGGUUGGAUGGACACGCUAUGAGCCAAGUGGAGCGAGUCAGAAAGUGGAUUUUCCAGAGGAGACGGCUCUGGUUUUUGAUGUGGAGGUGUGCAUGACAGAAGGACAGUGUCCCACUCUGGCUGUUGCUGUGUCCCCCACAAAUUGGUAUUCCUGGUGCAGCAAGCGUCUCAUCGAAGAACGAUACACCUGGUCAAACCGUCUGACUCUUGCAGACUUAAUUCCACUGGAGACAUCUUCAAACUCUGUUUGUCCUACCAAAGGCCAGUGGACCAACAGGAUCAUAGUGGGACACAAUGUCAGCUUUGAUCGAUCCUUUAUUAAGGAGCAGUAUUUGCUUAAGGGUUCAAAGAUGCGUUUCAUUGAUACCAUGAGCCUUCACAUGGCCAUUUCAGGACUGACAGGGUUACAGCGCUCAUUGUGGAUCGCAAGUAAGCUUGGCAAGAGAAGAGGUCUUCAGGAGGUCAAGGCACACAUUAAAAAAUCUGAACAGAAAAGGGACAGACCAAUGGUCGGUUCCUGGGAUUGGGUGAAUAUCAGCAGCAUCAAUAACCUUGCAGAUGUUCAUUCACUGUAUGUGGGUGGGCCUCCGCUGCAGAAAGAGGCCAGAGAGACCUUUGUGAAGGGCACCAUGGUGGAUGUCAGGAACAACUUCCAGGAAUUGAUGCAGUACUGCGCCAUGGAUGUUGAGGCCACUCAUGAGGUCUUUACUGAACAGCUGUCUCUCUUCAUGGAGAGGUGUCCUCAUCCAGUGACAUUUGCAGGGAUGUUGGAGAUGGGCGUGAGUUACCUUCCUGUCAAUCAAAACUGGAAUCGGUACCUAGAAGACUCUCAGGACAUUUACGAAGAGCUCCAGAGAGAAAUGAAGAAGUCUCUAAUGACGGUGGCAGAUGAUGCCUGUCAGCUGCUCCAAAAUGAAAAAUACAAAGAUGAUCCCUGGCUCUGGGAUCUUGAGUGGGACGUGCAAGAGUUCAAGUUGAAGAAAGUAGCAGCCAGGAAGUCGAAGAAACUGAAAGAAUCAGAAGAAGAACAAGUUGUUAAUUACGUUCCAGACUGCAGAGAAGGUCCCCCUUCUGAAGAGGAGAUGGACGGAGUUCCUCCUAGCAGGCUUGCAGUCGAAAAGCUGAAGGAAACAGUGUCUCGACUUCCCAAAAGGAAGCAACACCUACCCGGACACCCAGGGUGGUACCGUAAGCUGUGUGAGAAGAUGACAGAGGAGGAGAGCUGGUCACCUGGAGCAAGUCUGAUCAGUCUGCAGAUGAGACUGACGCCAAAGUUGAUGGGUCUGACGUGGGAUGGAUUCCCUCUUCAUUACACAGAGAAGCAUGGCUGGGGCUAUUUGGUGCCCGGACGCAAGGAUAACCUUGUUCUUCCAGAGGAAAGCACUGGACCUGUGUGUCCACACAGAGCCAUUGAGAAUGCUUACAGAGAUUUUUGUAAGGAGAACAGCAGAGACCCUCCUCCUGAUUUGGACCCUGGCCAUUAUGAUGACUUCAUGUUGUCAGACAGCACAGUGUGGGAGAAGGUGGAGGAGUUAGGUUCCAUUGAAAAUCUGACAGAAGGAAAUGAAAUACAAAUGAUGAGAAGCAACAGGAAGAGCAACACUUUGAGUUCCCAGAAUUCACUUAGUUUACCGGACAACAGCAAGUGCCAUUAUCACCAUGGGAAUGGUCCAUAUAACGACGUAGCCAUCCCAGGAUGCUGGUUUUUUAAAUUGCCACAUAAGGAUGGUAAUCACAACAAUGUUGGUAGCCCGUUUUCCAAGGACUUCCUGGCUAAGAUGGAGGAUGGUACACUGAGAGCAGGGCGGAGUGGAAGCAACGCCACACGAGCCCUGGAGAUCAACAAAAUGAUUUCUUUUUGGAGGAACGCCCAUAAACGUAUAAGCUCUCAGAUGGUGCUGUGGCUGCGGCGAGGAGAGCUGCCUCGUGCUGUUGUCAGGAGUAAAGAGUUCGAUGAAGAUGGCCAGUAUGGUGCCAUAUUACCUCAGGUCAUCACUGCUGGGACAGUAACCCGCAGGGCUGUGGAGCCGACAUGGCUAACUGCAAGUAACGCAAGGAGGGACCGUGUAGGCAGCGAGCUAAAAGCCAUGGUGCAGGUACCACCUGGGUACCACCUGGUCGGAGCAGACGUUGACUCUCAGGAGUUGUGGAUCGCCGCUGUACUGGGAGAAGCUCACUUUGCUGGGAUUCAUGGAUGCACAGCGUUUGGCUGGAUGACCCUUCAGGGAAAGAAGAGUCAGGGCACUGACCUGCACAGCCGCACUGCUGAUGCUGUAGGUAUUAGCAGAGAGCACGCUAAGGUCUUCAACUAUGGACGCAUCUACGGAGCAGGACAAGCCUUUGCUGAGAGGCUGCUGAUGCAGUUCAACCACCGCCUCAGUCAGACGGAGGCUGCAGACAAGGCCCGGCAGAUGUAUGCCCUGACAAAGGGUAUACGCAGAUACCAUCUGUCAGAAGAGGGUGAGUGGCUGGUGAAGGAGCUGAACAUAGAGGUGGAAAGGAAUGAAGAUGGAAGUGUCUCCCUGCAGGAGCUCAGAAGGAUCUCCAGACUGGCUUCAAAGAGCUCCAAGAGAAAGAGGUGGGAUAUCGUCAGAAACCACCUGUGGUCUGGAGGAACGGAGUCGGACAUGUUCAAUAAGCUGGAGAGUAUUGCUCAUUCUGAACAGCCAGCCACACCUGUUCUGGGCUGCAGAAUUAGCAGAGCUUUGGAGCCAAGUGCAGUAAAAGAUGAGUUCAUCACCAGCAGAGUAAACUGGGUGGUGCAGAGCUCAGCUGUAGACUAUCUACAUCUGAUACUGGUGGCCAUGAGGUGGCUCUUUGAGGAGUACAACAUUGAUGGGCGCUUCUGCAUCAGCAUCCACGACGAAGUGCGGUACCUUGUCCGCAGCGAAGACCGUUACCGGGCAGCUCUUGCACUUCAGAUUACAAACCUUCUUACAAGGAGUGCGUUUGCCCAUGCACUGGGCAUGCAGGACCUUCCACAGUCAGUUGCAUUUUUCAGUGCCGUGGAUGUCGACCAAUGUUUGAGGAAGGAGGUCGUCAUGGACUGUGUGACCCCCUCCAACCCCACAGGUCUGGAAGGCAGAUAUGGCCUGAAACCUGGUGAAGCUUUGGACAUCUACCAAAUCAUCGACCUUACCAAAGGCUCACUGAACAAAGGAUAGAACAUCAUGGACAUCUCUGCUGCGCAGUAACACAUGCAAAAAAAAAUAAUGCCACAGACAUUCAGUAGCUGUCACUUGUGCCGUCACAUGAUUGCAGCCGUCAAUCAAGAUGGGCCAGCUCAGAGGUUUAUGCUGCAUGUUAUCUGGAUUGUAUUCAUAAAAGUGAAAGAAUACAGUUGUUUUAAGUUAUUUGUGUGUGGUGUUUUAAAUCAUAAUUUAUAAAAUAACCUAUUUGAGAAAAAUAUGUAUCAGUCAAUUGUUUUUAUGAAUUAUUAGACAUUUCAGGCAACUGCAUUUUGAAUUCCAACCCCCCCCACCACCCCCAAACACAGAGAAAGGCAAUGUUGAAUAAUCUGGUCGCUAAAAAAA
This is a messenger RNA of Cynoglossus semilaevis (tongue sole), 4018 nucleotides long. RefSeq names its product polymerase (DNA directed), gamma (gene polg). Lineage: Eukaryota; Metazoa; Chordata; Actinopteri; Pleuronectiformes; Cynoglossidae. Gene Ontology annotation, molecular function: 3'-5' exonuclease activity; DNA-directed DNA polymerase activity; DNA binding. The record is from RefSeq and is marked provisional. The transcript has 23 exons. Gene Ontology annotation, cellular component: gamma DNA polymerase complex; mitochondrion. Gene Ontology annotation, biological process: mitochondrial DNA replication. Bases 41 to 3649 code for a protein of 1202 amino acids.